This is a messenger RNA of Coffea arabica (coffee), 912 nucleotides long. The record is from RefSeq and is a predicted model, not a curated record. Lineage: Eukaryota; Viridiplantae; Streptophyta; Magnoliopsida; Gentianales; Rubiaceae.
ACAGAUAUACAUUGUCCAACUGUCUCCACUUCUGAGGCCAGAAUUGCUGUCAACUGAUAUAUACCUUUCUUCUGUGGGAAAACAACUGAAAGUCAGACAUGACGUUGCCAAGUGCACUAGCUGGUGCCAUUGCUCAAGAACUUGUGAAAGAUUUGAGUACAGAAAUCCAGGAUCAAAGCAAAUAUGCAAUUCAAUUUCCAGCUCAGUUCUCUGAGUUGAGAGAACAGCUGAAAUUUAUGCAAUCAUUUGUCGCUGAUGCAAGCAAGCUCAAAGACAAGCAAGAAACAGUCAAGAUGACCUUGCAAGAACUUCAGAAACUGAUCUACGAAGCAGAUGAUCUGGUUGUUGAUUGCCAGAUUCGAGAAGACUACACGGAAACAAAGGCUAGUUCUUUCAGCCUUUGUCUUUCUGAGAUGGCCUUUCGCUAUAAAACAGGGAAAAAGCUAACAGAAAUCAACAGCCACAUUAAAAGAAUGCGGGAAAAUUUGAACUCUUAUUACACUCCCAUUGCAAAGCAUUCAGAUAGUGAGAGCAAAAAUGGCAGAAAGACACUUUGGAGUUCCCCUGUUUUUGACCAAUCUGAAGUCGUUGGGCUAACAGAAAAUGUGGCAACAAUAAGGGACUGGAUUCUUGGUCAUAAUGAACCAUUGCUUCGCCUUGCAAUCGUGGGGCUGGGGGUUUGGGUAAAACGACCCUAGCAAAGAUGAUCUAUAGAGAUGUGAAUCUCACGAAACGCUUCCAAGAGAAAAUUUGGGUCUCAGUUUCUCAACCAGUCAAUGAGACCGAAAUCAUGAAAAGCAUGCUGAGGCAACUCAAAUCUGAUGACAGCGGAUCUCUAAAGGUGACAUGCUGAGUAGAAUCAGUCAAUUGCUUUCAGAAAAAAACCUACCUGAUUGUUCUAGAUGAUGUCUG